GUUUGAAACGCCUGGCUUUGGGAGUUGUUUUUCCGAGCUGAUAGUGUUCUCCUCGAGGUCGAGCUGGGGCCCGGUAAGCGAUGCUAAUUAGUGGCUAAAUCGAGGCUCCAGCAGAUCUGAAUGCGCCGUUAGACAGCUCCGCUCAUUGGCCCCUCAGAGGUUUCUGGGCCAGCGACCCUGAGUCGGGCCCCGUCCCCACCGCUCGUGGAGAUGGGCUCUACUCAGAGCAUCUCAGGCACUCCAGCGCGGCCUCUGCCACACAACAAGCAUCUGGCUCGGGUAGCAGACCCUCGUUCACCUAGCGCCGGCAUCCAGCGCACUCCUAUUCAGGUGGAGAGCUCCCCGCAGCCAAGUCUGCCAACAGAGCAGCCGGACAGUCCUAAACAAGCCCAGGACCCAGACCCCCGCUCUCCUACUCUUGGCAUUGCACGGACACCUAUGAAGAUCGGUGCUGCAGACCCUCAGAGUCCCCUGGUGAGAGAACUAAGUGAAGUAUUUGAGACCGAAGCUUCCAAGUCCAUCUCCCCCGCAGAGCUAGCUCUGCCCCAGCAAGCACCUUUAUCUUCUGAACUGGACCUGCCUUUGGAGACUCAGUUAUCCCUAGAGGACCAGUUGCUGCCUUGGAGCCAGCCUGAACUCCCCUCCAAACAGGUGUUUACCAAGGAGGAAGCUAAACAAUCCACAGAAACUAUAAUUGCCAGCCAGAACUCAGACAAGCCCUCAAGAGAUCCUGAGACUCCCCAGUCUUCAGGUUCUAAGCGCAGUAGACGGAAAGCAAACAGCAAGGUGCUAGGGAGAUCUCCUCUCACCGUCCUGCAGGAUGACAACUCCCCUGGGACCUUGACAUUGCGACAGGGUAAACGACCUUCUCCUCUAAGUGAGAAUGGUAAGGACCUAAAGGAAGGAGUCAUUCUUGGAACUGGAAGAUUCCUGAAAACUGGAGGAGCAUGGGAGCAAAACCAGGACCAUGACAAGGAAAAUCAACAUUUUGCUUUAAUGGAGAGCUAGGUCCAUGCUGGAUUCACCCAGAGCCUGGUGAUAGUCUCUUCCCCAAGAGCACUGAGGAAAGUCUGGCUCCUCCCAGGCUACCACCUCUGGUACUUGGACGUUGUUUUGUUUUGUGUGUUUCUUUUCAUAUUAAAGGAGAUGGUUUUAAUUGAUGCUUUAGGAAGUUAGACAAA
Chionomys nivalis (European snow vole) is the source of this 1181-nucleotide messenger RNA. RefSeq names its product cell division cycle associated 3 (gene Cdca3). The transcript is spliced from 6 exons. Lineage: Eukaryota; Metazoa; Chordata; Mammalia; Rodentia; Cricetidae. Bases 211 to 1008 code for a protein of 265 amino acids. The record is from RefSeq and is a predicted model, not a curated record.